This is a messenger RNA of Coprinopsis cinerea okayama7#130, 1242 nucleotides long. RefSeq lists its product as hypothetical. NCBI's taxonomy places the organism in Eukaryota, Fungi, Basidiomycota, Agaricomycetes, Agaricales, Psathyrellaceae. The record is from RefSeq and is a predicted model, not a curated record. Gene Ontology annotation, biological process: carbohydrate metabolic process. Gene Ontology annotation, molecular function: cellulose binding. Gene Ontology annotation, cellular component: extracellular region. The transcript has 8 exons. Bases 1 to 1242 code for a protein of 413 amino acids.
AUGGACAUCUCCAAUGACAUCUCGAAGAUCGCUACCUGCACAAGUUGCCGCUUCGUCGAGAACAAGUCCAACUAUUGGACCGCCGUCUUGUUCUUCAAGCACCCGAACGGCAGUUACAUUCGUGUUCCCCAAAUGGCCAACCACAACACUGGUCCCGGUUUACAAGAUGGUGGUAUGACUGUCUACUACUUCCAGCCUCCUGGUAACACCAGAGUGACUGCCUUCCCUCCUGGCUUCCGUAUGAUUGUCGGUGACCCCAUGCGACGAAGUGCUGCUGGUAUCCCUUCGAACUCGCCUCAGAUGAAGGCCACCACUUUCCGCUGCUUCCAAGGUAACAACAUCGGAAACGCCGUCCCAGGAGACUCGCCCGAUACGUUCGCUUUCCCCUCCCAGCCCUGCUCUGGUGGUAUCCGCUCUAACAUCUACUUCCCUGCAUGCUGGGAUGGGAAGAAUCUUGAUCCCCCUGACCAUGCUAGCCACAUGGCUUGGCCGAACGGUGGUUUCUUCGGUUCGAGUUGCCCAUCGUCUCACCCAGUCCGCAUGCCCCUUCUCUUCCUCGAAAUUGUGUGGGAUACCCGACCUUUCAAUGACCGCUCGCUCUGGCCUGCGAGCGGUCAGCCCUUCGUCUUCUCCAUGGGCGAUCCCACCGGCUACGGACAACACGCAGACUACAUGUUCGGAUGGGAAGGCGACGCUCUUCAACGUGCCAUGGAUACUUGCACCAACCAAAACGGUAUCCCCACCGACUGCCGCACUCUCACUGUCCAAGGCAUGAACGCCAUGAACCAGUGCAAGCAACACGCCAAGGUCCCCGAGGAAGUCGAGGGAACCUACCUCCGAGAGCUCCCAGGCUGCAACCCCAUCCAAAGCGGACCCGCCUCCGCGACGAUGAUCAGGGAGUGCAGCGCCCCGAGCACCGUCACCAACAAGCCCGUCCAAACCAUCGCCGUGCCCAUCGCCACACCCCCCUGGCCUGUCUGCGGCAACGGCCAGCUCGAGCCUCGAUGCGAUUCCGUUCCCGUUACUUUGACUCACCCUGGUUCCAACCCCCACAUUACGCCUAUCACCAUCCCUCCGGGACCUGUUGCUCCCACUGGUGCUCCUUCGCCCAACCCUCCUCCUCCGGCUGGUAGUAUUCCCAAGUUCGGUCAGUGCGGUGGAUCUGGUUGGGGUGGCGCUGGUGCGUGCGAGUCUGGUACGACUUGCCAGAAGCUCAAUGACUGGUUCUCUCAAUGCCUGUAA